AUGAGCGCCGCAACGCCGCCCGAGGAUCCCUUGUCCAUCCAACAAAUCAUCUCACGGUGAGUUCUUGUUACCUAAAAUGAUAGUUUUGAUGUCAUGUCGUAUAUAAUAACAAAAUUACUAAAGCUACUAAUACUAUAUAUAAAGUACUAAAAAAUCCUCUUUCUUCACUUUGCUUUUCCCGUCUUUUUCAAUAAAAAAUGCCACUAACAACGGUGAAUAGCAGUCCAAUCACAAAAUCAAGAUUCAAAUUGCCAGAUGACAGCGUAUUUAAUUAAAAUAAUAGUUAAAAAUACAUUAACAGACCUUUAAUAAUUAUUUGAACACAUGACAAAUGUAGGUAUUAAGUUGAGUUUGUCCUUUCCGCAAAUCUUUGACCAUCUAAAACAAUAUCACAAAACCCCAAGCUAUAUCUCAAUAAAUAUCCGGUCGUUUUUCUUGAUUUUAGCACCAAAUUAAUCCUUAUUCUAUUCUUGAUGUAACUAAAGAAUCCAUUUGGUAUCAAUAACAAAGUGUCAAAGUCAAAUGAUUUUAUUUUCUUUUUUAUUUAUUUAUUUGUUGCGGAAUGCCAACGAUUUUAUCUCAUUUUUAUUGUUGUUUCUUGAGUUUGGACAGCCGAGACGUUAGUCCAAGCCAUGAUGGACUAGUCUAUAAAGUAUUGAUGGUUUUUACUUUAAAAUGCGAUUUUUUUCUUUAUUUUUUAAGUUUUUGAUAUUAUAGUUAAUAAUUGUUUACUUAUAGCUUUUAAAAAUGAUUUAAUUAAUUUUUUAGGUAUGAAAACGCAGAAGAAGAAUUUCUUCGAGAGUUGGAAUCAAUGCGACAAGGUGCCAACACGGAUACUUCUGAUGAAUUCGCAGAAGACAGUCCUGUUUUAGGUAAUGCUAACGUAACAGAUGCAACAGUAUAAGUUUCUGUUUCGUAUUUUGCCAUUCCUUAUCAUUUUUAAAACAAAAAAUUAAACGUUUUAAAAUUAAAAAACAGCUCAAAAUCUAAACUUUUGCAAAGAGUUGAGGUUAAAAGUUUAGAAUUGACGUUGCUUUCACCACUCUGUUUGAUGAAUUACUAUUGAUAUUGACUCAUCUUUUUUAUGUUAGGACAAAACAAGGGUCAGUUUGGCCAGAUGGACAUGUUUUUUGUCCAAUUCAGUGCCAUUACAUAGAGCGAUUUGUUGGCUCGAAUCGAUAUAAAUCUUGUCAAAACUGCUUCUGGCACUUUAUAAAUUUAUAAGAUGGAGUUGAGUUUUUAGAGAGUUUCAAUUUGAAAUGUUUUGGCUAGGGUGAUGUUUUGAGGGGGAUAGUUUUGAUUUUUUAGAGCAAAAUUAAAAUUUUCAGGAUUUUAUGAUAUUUACGCUUUUUGUUACCUAAAAAGUUAAAAAAUUGAGUUUUGUUAACUAAAUAAAUUGAAGAAGGAUGUUUCUUAUCUAAGAGACUUAAAAAAUAAUUUUUUAUUACCUGAAAAUUGUUAUUUACGUUUUCCUCGAAUACGAAAUCUUAAAAACUUGCUUUACAAACCAAAAGUUGCCUAAGUUAAUAUAAUUUUUCAUUUUAGGUACCCUAUGCAGUCUGGCCAGUGAAGUCCGCGAACUCCGUCGUCAGAACCGCCGUCUCCGCCGAAAACUUGACGAUACUCCUCCAACCCCUCUAAAACGGCCAUCACGACCCAACUCUUCUGUAGUUCAUCGUAUGAGCCAACUGUUCGACGGUAGGCAACUUCUGAAAGGCUUGAUGUCAAGCUCAUCAAGCACAACAAGUUUAAAGAAGCCUCCAACGAUGCAGGCUGAGAUCCGUACUGGAGCACGAGAACGAAUGAGUACACCGCCAAAGAUUGAUCAUCUGGUUGUUAGUUCGUACUCGACUGAUCUGUCUUCUGAUACUGGAUCUUCAAGUAAUCAUCGGCGGAAAGCUCCGCCUUUGGUUUUGCCGGAAAUUUCGGAUUCGGAAAAUGAUUAUCAACAGGUAGAUAACUAUUUUUGAAAUAUUUUUAUUGAUUACUUGUUUAUUUUUUGGUAUUUUUUGACAAGCACGUAUUUUACAAAAAAUUUUAAAUUUUCAGGCGAAAGAAGGUUACCCGAUUGAUGAUAAUUGCCUGUCACCAUGUUAUCCAAGACGUUCAAUGGUUCGUCGAGCUGAUAGAGGCUCGAUUAGUGAAAAUACAAGUCCAUCAAGUGUCUCAGCUUCAUCUUCUGUUGAUCACUGUGAUAUUAUGAGUAUGUUUCAAUUUUUAUUUUCCAAUUUUUUUUAAAAAUAACUUUACUAUCAAACACUGGUUUUUAACGAUUUCAAUCCAUUUUUUGUUGAUUUUUAAUAUUAAAGGGUAAUAAAUAAUGUAUUUCAUGCCAUUUCAGCAUCAAGUAGGAGCAGUUUUCUGGAAUUGAUAGGCCUGAAACGACGUACUCCUUCUCGGCCCGAGGCUAUGCCUACAGGCAAAACACCAGCUCAUAACAAGAAGCGGAAAAGAAAAAUUAGUGAGAGCGACGCUCAUUUGGCCAAUAAUAAUGGUAAGUUUAACGUUUUUGAGUAUAUUAUGCUGAAAAAAUCAGCAUAACAACAAAUUUUAAAAAAAAUUAUGGUUUUUUGUUGUGAUUGAUGUAGGAUAUGGGUUACGAACGGUUAAAAAUUAAAUAGAUUAAAAAAUAUUUUUUUUUUCAAUUUUGAAACUUGGCAAGCCUUGAAAAGGCUGGUUUUUCUAAAAAUAAACGACUCUUUUGUUCAGACUUCUUUUUUCGAAACAAAAGUGCAUUCAAAUCAGCAUAAAUCUUUUCAAAAAUAAAACAUCAGUCUGAAAAAUGAAUCUCUCAACAAAAUCAAGGAAAGCUGUAUUUUUUAAACCUUUUUUCAGACAAACGAGCCACCUCCAACCUGUUGGCCGUCGCAACAAACAGCGAAGGCGCGUUGGCUCCAGGCCAGCACGAUUGGCCCAGCGGUCGGCCCGAUUCUCGGCAACAAGUGUCAACCUCGCUUCGAAAUGUUUCCAAUCUGCUGCCGGCGGUAAGAGGGCCUUUGAAAUGCGAGAACGGGCGAAAUUUAAUCGGGAAAAGUUGGGGAAAGAUUGUUAUAGGUGGGAUUAAGUGGAUAUAGAGGAGGGGAAUGGGUAACAGACGGUUGUAGUUUAGCAAUAUUUGAUGGAAAUACUUAUAAGAAUAAAACAAAAAAGACAUAAUAGGUAAUAAAAAUGAAAAAAAAAUUCUAUAGAUGUGACUAAGUGGGUAUGGAGAGAUGAAUGGGUAACAGACAGUCUUAUGAGAGUAAUAUUCAAGAAUUAAUUUUGAAAAUAUUUAAAUCUAAAGACCAAAAAGAGCAAAUAAUGACAAAAAAAAAGAAAAAACUUGUACUAUUGAAAACGAAAGUGAUUUGAACGCUCGGAAAAUGUCAGAAGUGAACGGCCGAUGAUCGAUAAGCAGGAAGUACUUAACAGAUCUAUAUUUCUCAAAAACGAAAAGUUAUUUCGAAAAUGUUAAAAAUCAACAAAAGUUAACAAAUAACAUAGUACUCAACAAUAAUGCACCUUAUAAAUAACUUGUUUUGAAAUUUCAUAGCUAACAGAUAAAAAUAGAUUUGGACGAGUGAUUUUGACCUAUCCGUUCCCUAUCUCUAUCCUUAUUUUUACUACCACGCUUACUUCAAAAUUUACCUCUAUCUCUAAUAAUGCUCCUACUCUUACCUCUAUCCUUACCUUUACUCCAACCCUUACUUCUUCUCUUAACUCUACUUCUACUCUUAUCCCUACUCCUACCCUUGCUUUUAGCUCUAUUGCUACUUCUAAACUUAUCUCUACCCUUAUCUCUAUUCUUAUUUUUACUCCUACCCUUAACUCUACCAUUACUUCUGCCUUGAUCUCAACCCCUACCCUUAUUCAUGGCUCUACUUCUAUUCUUAUUUCUACCCCUACCUCUACUUCUACUACCCAUAACCCUACUCUUAUCCUUACCUAUCUGUACCCCGAGAUAGGUAAUCUUACUUCUAACUCUAAUCCUACUUCUAACCUUUCCUCUACCCCUAUCUCUAUCCGUAUUCCUACUUCUAUCUCUACCCCUAUUUUACCCCUACCUUUAUUUCUACCCUUACUUCUAUAUCUACUCUAUCCUUACUUCUACCUCUAAAAAUACUCUUAACCUCACUUUUACUUUUUUAUUUUUACUCCUAAUCCUGCCCCUUUCCUUACUUCUACUGUUGUCUUUACUUCUACUCGCUCUUUACCUCUUCCCUAAUUUCACCCCUGCUUCACAUAUACAUCGGCUUCUUCUUUACCCUAGCUCUUACCACAAAGUAAUGAUGUUUUGAUUAAGCUUACUUCCAAAAACCCAACCAGUGACGUUGUUUUUUCUCGGAACCCCCCUCAUCUUGACUUGAAGUCCGGUUAACACAAGUCUCAUUGAUCCGGCGAAAUUGAUGAUAUGUAUCAAGGUGAUAGGACACGAAAAUGUGUCAAACGAAAAGCAAAAAACACUUUUUCACAGGUUUCUCUGAGUCCUGACGGUGUUCAUAAAAAAUGUUGGCUCUCGAGGACUAAUGGGGCUUUCAACGUGUUCCAAUCGGUUUUUAUGUCUUUAAUGUUUUAAGAGUUUUUUCGAUAUUAACUUGGGUUUAUGUUGGUUGGGGUGGGUUAAGGUUUUUUGGUGGGUAGGGGUUUAUGGGGGUAGUUAAAUGAAUUUUUGAGAGAAGGGGUUACCAGCCCAAAUUUGAACGGACAUUAUGGGGUAAUGGUAUGUCGUACCAUUACUACUACAUCUUAUAGUUCAAAAACGUCAAUUUUUGUGUUUUUUCAGCACAGUGCAUCAGUGCCAAAGUUUGAAGAAGCUGAAUUUGGAGUCAAAUUGAGGAGAAAGGUCAGGCCAAAAAGUUUUGCUCAUAAUUUAUCGCCAAGUGACUUGAACUUGCCUCGAUCGAGGCUUGGAAAGAAGAUCAACAGCAGUAGGAGUAUUGCUAGCCGAGGUGGGUUUUGGUCAUCUAAACUAACUUUUUAAGCUUAUUUUACUGUUAGGCUUAUUUAAUCUUAACUAUUGUUAUAGUCAACCUCAGCCUCUUAGAUUUAUCUAUAUAAUACUAAGUUUUUCGUUAGUAAAACUGAUUUUAAAUGGCGAAUUAAGGUCUAAAUUACUAUUCUUGAGGUCUUAAUUAUCACUUCUUAUAAAAGCUACCUGAUAUUUUACUUGAAAAACUAUAAUUCUAGCUCUUUUCUUAACUUAAAAUUAAAAAAAAAUAUUAUUAGCUUCCGAAGACACGAAUAACUCCACAUACAACGUAGCUGACGAAGAAUUCCAACUACUUCAAGAUGAAAACAGCUUUCUUCAGCACGAGAUCCAAGUGCUGAAGACGAGGAAUACUCAGCUAAUUGAUCAACUUCGUGACAAAUCCAUGCAACUUUCGAAGAACGAACACAUUUUUGAGGUCAAAGUGAGUGAUCGAUUUUUUGACACCUUUUGAAGGUUGAUUUAGAGGGUUAUCAACAUAUUCUUCUAUAUUUUUUAGAGCUUGAGCUCUCUAAAACAAAAUUUUAUGUUUUAAAAAUACUUUUUUUUUAAUUUUUAAUUUCGGCAAAAUAUAUUUUAAUGUAAUUUUAUUAAAUUGUAGUUAGACAACUUCAAAAAGAAGGAGAAAAUGAAUGAAGCCUUGGACAAAGUUUUCUUGAAAGAAAAGGUUGGCCAAAUCAACGAAAAAUCAGUGAUGGAAAUUGAAAAUAAACUAAAAGAACUUGAGAAUGAACUUCAACAAGCCAAGAAUGAUGCUUUGAAAAGUCAGCAGCUUGUAAGUCAACUACUGUGACAUUUUGUGAAUGAAAAAGUAUUAGGUUAUUCAAAUAAUUCUAUGCUCUUUCUCAUUGCAAAUUUUGGGGUUAUAGGCCCAGAAUUAUUUAAACAAUCUAAUAUAAAUUUUGGUCUUUUUUAAAAAAUAUGUUUAUAAAGACAACUUUCAGGCUAUAAACUCAACGUUCCGUGAACAAACGGCGUAUCAGAACUGUCUCGAACAAGUUGAGCGACUGCAACGUGAAAACUUUUCUUUGUUACAGUCAAAGGGAUAUGGUAAGCCAAAUCUAUGGAAUUUUAAAAUAUUUUUUGAAAUUUUGAAGUAUUAGGAUGUUCAAAUAAUUCUUUUCUUCCUAACUCCGAAAAUUUACUUUGAGGGGGACACAGUAUUUUUAACAAUCUAAUAGCUUUUUGUUUUCUAAAAAGUUUAAAAAAUAGAUUUUUGUUGCCUAAAAAAUUAAAAAUUAAUUAAUUUUAUUUAAUUUUUUUUGUACUAUGAAUAUUUGAUAUUAAUCAAAACGAAAUUUUCAGAAUUAGGUAUAAAUGAACGUCACAUCAGAGAACGAUUGGAAGAACUGCCAAGAUACGACGCUUUGUACGCUUUUACUAUGAGGAUUGUGCAUAGGGUGGGGUUUUUGAUAUUGUUAUGUCAAAAUUGAUAAAAAAAAGGAUGUUUUGGCUAUUUUACUACUGUCUUUUAGCCAGACUUAUCUUAUUUUACAAUUUUUUUAUUUUUACUUUUUUGAAGCCUGCUUUUUAAUUUUUAUUAAAAUUCAGUUAGGACAUCUCCGCAACAUGUUGAUAGACAAGUCCAAUAAACUUAUUCACGCCGAACUCGAGUUAAUGCAUCAACAAUCUGCCUUACUAGUAGCUCAUGCCCAGAUCGAGAGACUAAAGUUGGAACGCAGUAGAAGUGUGAGAAGACCAGUCUCAUUUCAUGGUGAUGAUCUGUUGUCAAGGCUUAACAAACCUAAACUCAAUGUGUUUUUGCCGUUCAAACUGCAUGGUAGUCGGGUGGAACAACAAAGGAAGAGCAAGAACAAUAACCAUACGUUGAAGGAGUUGGCUGAUGACGAUGGAAUUGAGGCUGAUUUCUUGAAAUUCUUUGAUAUGAGCAAGUGUAAGUUAUAUUUUCUUUGGUCAACUUUGUAGAAAGUCUAUGCUUGUUUUAGGCAGAGAAGAAGGUUCAUGUUAAGGACGUUUAAGUUAGUUAUGAUAAGAGUUAGAAUACAGUUAAAUUUGAGUUUAAAAAUGAAAAAACUCAAAACUUAGGUACAAAAUAAUGUUUUUAGACCCCCUGAAGAACGAUACUCCACCAUCGCCUCGAGUUGAGCGAAAAAUCAUUCCCCAGCGAAACAACGGGCCCAUUGAGAACGUCAUUGUAUAUAGAAAUGGUCGUGGAACUGUGUCGCCAAGUGAGUGUUUCAACCCCAUUAAUGAUUAACUACGAAAUAUAGAAAAAUACCGAAAUUGUGUUACCUAAAUUUUUUUAAAAUUUUUAUAUUCAAAUCAAUUUUUUGUAAAAUACGCCGUGGAUGGCCUGAUGAGAAAAAAAUUUUAGUGGGAUCUCCAGUUCUAGCCGAAAGAAAGCGCAUAGCCAACGGCAACGCCUCUCCGUUAGUCCGCCGAAGCGAAAAGACUCCAGAAUCCGGUCGGAAUGUCCGUCGACCCUGUAGUCUAGUCGAAGCCAAAGAUCAUAACAAAACAGGCGAGAUAAAGCGAUUGGCAGAUGAAAUGAGUCGAAUUAAGCCUGAUGAGACUGUCCCAAGUCUGAUCACCAACUCUCCGAUCAUGAGGUUUUCUGGCCGACAAGGGCAUGUUAGGGAAAUCGUGUCAUCACUGCAGGAUAUUAGUAAUAUACCCGGGAGAAGUCCGUCUACUACGCCGAUUAUGGUGAGGAAAGUGCCGAUUUUGGGGUCGCCAAAGUCAGCGGAGAGGAAAAUCAUCAGACAACAGUCUUGCAACUCUCCUAAUGGGUCUAGUAAGUUUUGGCUUUAAUUUGGGUAGAUUUUGAAAAUUUAACUCUUCCUGAAAGUCUUCAUAUUCAAACAUAAGCCUAGCUUCAUUUUUAAGCCAAAAAACCAUCUUUCAGGCUAUGACAACCAACCUCUGUACGACUGUCCUCCUCGAGGAUCAGGCGAGUCCUCAGACUAUAAUUCCAACGAUCGGCCGCUGCAAAGUUGUCUAAAAAGGAAUGGAUCUGAUCGUAGAAAUCAAAAUUUAGGACUGCCAAAACAAACACAUCAUCACCAUCAUCAUCACAUCACCUCCAAACUGCCUCAACCCUUCAAUUUACCCAGCACACCCUUAAGCAACGGACAAAAGAAGCCUAGUGCUGUGUUGGUAGGUUGAGUUUUGAAAAAGUUUUAAAUUUUGAAACUUAAAAAAAUUUUUUAAUUUAAAAGCGCAAAAUAGCAAAAUUUACAUUUUUUUUUGAUUUUCCGAAAUUAGAAACUACCCUUUUUCAGCGCCGAAACUCCCCCGUCCUCCAGAACGACCAACGUCCCACAGCGGCCCAAAACCGUUGGACGGCCCAACGAAUGCGUCAAAGUGCCAGUGAAUCUCCACGUGCCAUACCAAGAUUCCAACACAAUCACACAAAUCUAAACCAAACGAUCAGAGAAGAAGACGAACGAUCCAAUUCGUUGGAGCGAUCAGAUCAACCACCAAGUUCAAGCAGCUGUGGUCCGGUCAGUCGGCUGCCUAAGCCUGGAAGUCAGGGAAUCAAGAAACCUCAGAAUUGGUUUAGUCGAAUUGUCAAUGGAAAGAAAUGA
This is a messenger RNA of Bursaphelenchus okinawaensis, 8514 nucleotides long. Lineage: Eukaryota; Metazoa; Nematoda; Chromadorea; Rhabditida; Aphelenchoididae. The record is from the annotation of a GenBank genome assembly.